GCAGUGGGAAAGGUUAGAGAGGGUUCAAGUAUUGGUCGAAGCUAUUCGAUGAAGAGAAAUUAGGUGUGCAGAUUUGCAGAGCAUCCGGCAGCGAUUUGCGGAAUAAAAUACCAAAUCUCAAAUGUAUCGAUAACCGGUUUUGGGGAAUUGGUUUAGCACACAGAUCUGACGUAACCUCAGAUACACCUGUGUGGGCGCUAAUGACACACAAUUUGCGGUAGAGUUUAUGUAAACAAAGCGAUGUUCGUUCGAGCCAUGCAAAAUAACGUGAAAGCUCAGCUGGAUGCACUCGCGUUUCGCUGAAAUGCAAUGAUUAGUUUAUUAACACUUUGAUCCGCCAAGUGGUGAUGAAAAUUGAAACCAAGGACCAGAUGACAUUGAGGUUGAAAAAACUCUGAAUGCAGUGAAACAAACUUACCACUCGUGGUAUUCUUAUUCAUUCCGAUCGCGAUGCAGUCAUCCAACUUUAACACAAUAAAAUUGUUAGCUCGAAGAUCAUGGUGUUGCUGAAACGGUAGCCUAAUGGAGGCAAUUAUCGAAUUUGUUUUUUUUUCUUCUGGUUCCAUCGCGGGUUUUGGAUAACCUUGGUUGGUUCGUUAUAUUGCUGGAUUAAUUUCGGUUACUCCGAUGUUACAAAAACACUCGGUUGGAUGUCAUUAGUAGCACGAGUACCAAGACACCAAGAGGGCCGCGUCAGGAAUUUAUGUCUGUCCUUCUCGCUGCAUUUCCCGGGCCUACAGAGCAUUUUGCACUGUUGAUCGGUGAAUCAGAAGGCGUUCAUCAUCACUGUCAGCUGUCAAUCGUCACUAAACGUCGCUCGUGCUAAUGCAAUUAUCUGUGUUACUUCGUCCAUACCAAUGUUAUCCUCGGCGACUCAGAUGAGCAGCAGCAGCAGUAGCGCACCAGUCCGGAAGAAUCUGCAACCGAAUGUAGCAAUCCGGGCUCGACCGGAAUGUAAGGCGUGAUUCGCAUGAGAGCGAGAAGAACGCAAAGAAAUAGGAGAACCAACAUAAAGCGAUACCCCCUACUCUCUGUUUUUUUUUUGCGAUAAUCCAAACGUGCCCAGUCGGGGACGGAAGAAUGCUGCAGCUGGCGGAAUUCGCUGUGGACAGCUUCUGGAUCUACUGUGCCCUGUCGGUGAUCAUCAUGGUAACCCUAGUGACGACCCUGGCCUCGUGCUUGUGCUGUCGAAAGCAGGAGAUCAAAAACGAUCUGCUCGGUUUGGAAGGCAUGGUAAAGUUGACCAACCCGGAGGACACAAUGACCAGCCAAGGAACCAUUACUGGUACGCUAGGUGGAUCCGGACCAGCCGGACCAGCCCCGGAUCAAACCGACUGCAGCGAACCGGAGAGCAUUAGCAAAAGGGCUUCUAAUGCUCCGCAUCGUAGUUUACCGGAUAUUCCCUCGGUGGAACCGACAGGAGACAACAACUCCGAGCUCUAUGCAACUGUUGGAGAUAAGGUUCAGGAUUUACCUCAAGGUAGAAGUCCAACAUCAAGCCUCAAGAAGCAAGCCAGUGUGUCCCAGCAUAGCUCCAUCAGUCAAGCAGAUGAUAUAAGUUCUCCGUAUGCAAGAGUUCGAUCGCCUCCCCAUGCCUACGAUAAACUGCGCCGAGCAGAGCAUCCCUACGCACAGGUGGUACAGCCAGGCACAAGCGGAGGGGCGCAGGUCGCCGUAGCCGUGGAUGAUGAGUUGCUUAGUCCUAUUUCGCGCCGCGGCGGACAAGGAGCGAGCGGUGUUGGAGUGGGAGGUGGUGUCGGUGGAAGUGAUUCCAACCAAAGCUUGCUGGAUGAUCGUGAUCCCUCCGUUGCGGAUAUCCCCGCAGCUUCGGCUAUCGCUGGCCGCGUUUCCGCAAGCCAGGAUCUACCUUAUAUGACUCCUCCAAUCGUACAACCUCCUCAGCAGCACUUUAGUGGAGACUCACAAGACUCCUCAAAGGGUUACACCAGUAUUAGCGUCCGGGAACCGUUGGCGAAUUUAUUACCUCAAACGCAGAAUCAAACCACCGCACAGAGACGCCAGAUGAUGGGCGACUCGCACUAUGCCACAGUUUCGGAUGAUUCCGAUGAAAUGUACGCAGCUAUCGACGACCCUAACAACCAGGGAGAUCUGUACACAAGUGGUUCAGAAACCUACGCUCAAAUACAACCGCCAAACAUGGUGACGGUUUCGGUAGAGAUCAAUACCGGAGCCUCAAGUCGUCCGCUAUCGAAUCUCCCGGACGAGACGCUCGAGCUUGCUACCACAAGUGGUGUGCCGCUACCGCUUCAUAACCGUCUCAGCAGCAACAGCGUGAUCGGUGUCACGCUAGAUGAUUCCUCCGGGCAGCCACCGCCCCCUCCAAUCGAUAGCUUGCGAGCGCAUCAAACCCAUACAUCGUACGCACAUUCACGGCAAGCCUCCAGCUCGAGCUGCACUAGCUCGGUUGGAAACCUUGGCUCACCCAAGCCGGAAAAGCGCCAAGCCAACUCACCCCUCCCACCGACACCAAAGACACUCAAUCACCAAGCGACCAACAGUUUCUUCAGUAACUCCAAUCUCACCUCGAUCAGCUCAAACACAUCGACCCAGACAGGACAGUCGGGCCGUAAUUCGGUUGCGUCGGUGAUUGAGUACAAGACCUCGCGGGAGAACAUCGCCGGCAAGUUGGAUGAAACGAUGCACCAACAACAACAGAUGCCCAAUGGGUCGGUAAUAAAACCAAAAAAGAGCCCCUCGAAGGAUCUGGAGGGAAUGUACGCAAAGGUGAUGAAGAAGAACAAACUCUCGAAAGCGCCCUCGCAGAAUUCGAGUCCCGAUCCGUUGCGUAAAGAGCGGACUGCUCUUCUCGCCGACGGUGAACAGUUUUUAUCCGAUCCGGAGCUGGCACAGCUGAAUGGCACCGGUUCGCUACAUGGUUCCCCCAGCAAAAAGCCACUCCCGGUGAUAAACGCCGGGAACGAUUAUGAAACGCUGGAAAAGAAAAAGCAACAGCAACAGGAUCCAGGCUAUGAAACGAUCCCCGGUGGAAACGGAGCAGAUCUGACAAAAUCGUCCGAUUAUGCGCAGAUCCAAAAAAGGGGCCCCGCAGCUGUGGCACAGGGUAUACAGAGCGUCUCGAGAAACUCAUUGGAGAUUUUCCACGGAGUUGACAAAUCGGUCGAAGGAGAGCCGGGCUAUGAAAGUUUACCUGGAAGCAACGACCCUGGUUAUGAAACAUUGAAUAGAAAUCGUGCCGAGUCGGAUUCGGAUCCGAACUAUGAAAUUUUACGACCAGCAAGGGACAACGAUGGUUAUAGCAGUAUAAGAGAUAAGAGAACGGCAAAGAAUCGGUUAGAUUUUGGCAAGGAUGACGAUAGCGAUAGUGCUCCAGGGUACAGCAGCAUAAAAGAAAAGGCACAGUAUGACCCCGGCUACAGCGUGAUAUCCGAGAAGACAAAGGUCAUCACGGGUCAUGACUACGCAAGUAUCACGGAAGAGGCAAAACACAAAAAACGAAACAUUAACAAUAACAAUAUUGAUCUGGGAGAGGAAUCGGACAUUUAUUCCAGCAUAACAAAUGUUCCGAUUGAGGGGAAUGCCAUUGUAGCAUCCGCCGGUGGAAAUGUCAACUACUCGACUAUUCCGGACCCAACAAACUUAACAUCAUCGCCCGGUUAUUCGAGCAUCUCGGAAACCCGAACAACUCCAUCCACCGACAGCACCAGUUCGCCGGAUAAUUUAAUCGGAUAUGCCAAACAUCACAACACCGCUACCAACAACAGCAACAGUCGAGUUUCUUCCAACUACGAAUCACUGACCGGAAGCGAAUCCGAUCCGAACUAUGAGUCGGUUAAAUAUCUCAACGUGAAGGAAAACCCUUACGAGCGAUUGCAUAACGAAGUUGGGCAAACGCCUUCCACUGCAGAGCCAUCGUCGAACGAUUCACUUUCAAAAUCAUCCGGUUCGGCUACACCGGGCAUUAACGACCAUCCGGAUGAUACCGGAUCCGAUACACCACCGGCAGAGUGUCCGGUCUCAGCGAAAACACCCUCCGUCUGUGAGCUGGAGGCUACCGGCGUCGGUGACUAUUUUCAAGUCUGAUUUACUUCGGUCCCACCCGAUUUGUAGGUGUGCGUGCGAGUGAGUAUUUUUACAAGUAUUCCCAAAGGGGGAUAUUUUUUUCGACGAAACACCCUUUAACUACACGAAUUCAGCAAAUUCAUAUUUAUAUUAUUAUAUAACAAUAGAGGGGGGGGGGGGGGGGUAAGUACGGGGACAGAUGACUAAUAUAUACCGGAUGCAGCUUAGGAUCGAUAAGUUUAAUCUUUUGAAAGAUUACAUUAUGAGUGAGAGAUGGGGGAUUUAUUCGAAUGAGUCCUCGUCCUUUUGUGUGGGGUUCGCCUUUUUGUACGAGUGUAAUGUGGAUAUCACACAAAAACCGUACGUUUAUUGAUAUUUAUUCUGCUCACCACAGCACUCAAUCAUUAUUACAUUAUCUGCUCAUCUAGGCAUCUUGACUAUUUUUACUCUCACAAUAUUGAAGAACUAAGAAAAACAAACCAACAAGGAAACGUUACAUUAUUAGCACCGCUAAUGUCAUUUUCAGAAAAUGAUGAAGGGAAAAAAUGUAUAACAUAUGCUAGCAUCGUAAGGCAAUUAUUUAUUGUUAUAGGCUUUUUUGCGCUCGGCGUUACUCGGAAAAUAUUGUUCUCGGUGGAAAGAAAAUUAUAAAUCGCGAUGUUCGUAAAUUUUAAAUAUUGUUUCCGUUUUUUUCCAAUUACUGAUUAUUAUUUUACCAGUAGGUCCUACCGUACUGACAGGGAAAACAUUCCAACGUAAUAAUUGUGCAACUAUUUUCCUAGAAUAUAUGAAAAAGUGUAUCGAAACAAAAUCUGCUGGGGAUCCGUGCAUGACCUCUAUCAACCGCGGAGACACAAGGGAAAACGAUUAACCGAAACAAUUUAUACUGAUAUCUGUUAGGAGUUUAGUUUGUAAGGAUGGAAACCCAACACCAAGAGUAUUUUUGUUUUUGUCCUUUGUUGUUUUUUUUUUUUUGUUUAGUUAGAAUUUUAACGCUCAAUCACACUCCUGUUUGAGUG
Molecule: messenger RNA, 5060 nt
Organism: Toxorhynchites rutilus septentrionalis
Lineage: Eukaryota; Metazoa; Arthropoda; Insecta; Diptera; Culicidae
Exons: 9
Coding region: 1081-4062 (993 amino acids)
Source: RefSeq, a predicted model, not a curated record